Fundulus heteroclitus (mummichog) is the source of this 2430-nucleotide messenger RNA. RefSeq names its product eukaryotic translation initiation factor 2B, subunit 5 epsilon. Gene Ontology annotation, cellular component: eukaryotic translation initiation factor 2B complex. The transcript has 16 exons. Gene Ontology annotation, molecular function: guanyl-nucleotide exchange factor activity; translation initiation factor binding; translation initiation factor activity. Lineage: Eukaryota; Metazoa; Chordata; Actinopteri; Cyprinodontiformes; Fundulidae. The record is from RefSeq and is a predicted model, not a curated record. The coding region runs from base 72 to 2204 and encodes 710 amino acids.
GUGGGUACUGUCCCUUCUCCGCCACCGUAGUUGUUUCUGACGACAACAGUCGGGCUCCCAGGCACUGUAACAUGGCGAGUAAAGCGGGGAAACAGAGCCGCUCGAGCUCCGGCUUUUCUGGCAGGAAAGGUAGCGGGGAGCAGGAGGAGGAGGAGCAGCCGCUGCAGGCCGUCCUGGUCGCUGACAGCUUUAACCGGAGGUUUUUCCCGGUGACCAAGGACCAGCCGCGGGCUCUGCUGCCGCUGGGCAACGCUGCGAUGAUCGACUACACCUUGGAGUUCCUCACCUCCACCGGGGUGCAGGAAACCUUUGUCUUCUGCUGCUGGAUGGCCAGUAAAAUCAAGGACCAUUUACUGAAGUCGAAGUGGUGCAGACCCUCCUCGCCAAACACCGUCCACAUCAUCACCUCGGAGCUGUACCGCUCCCUUGGAGAUGUGCUCAGGGAUGUCGACGCCAAGUCCCUGCUGCGGUCUGACUUCGUGUUGGUUUACGGAGACGUGGUGUCCAACAUUGACAUCAGCCGGGCCCUGCAGGAGCACAGGCACCGGCGGAAGAUGGAGAAGAACAUCUCGGUCAUGACCAUGAUCUUCAAGGAGUCCUCGCCGGGUCACAGGUCGCGCUGCGAGGAAGAUGACGUUGUCCUGGCGAUGGACAGCAAGAGCCAGCAGAUUUUACACUAUCAGAAGACACAGGGGCGGAAGAGGCUACACUUUCCAAUGAACAUUUUCCACAGUGGGAGUGACGAGUUUGAAAUCAGGCAUGACCUCCUGGACUCCCACAUCAGCAUCUGCUCUCCGCAGGUUGCUGAACUUUUCACAGAUAAUUUCGAUUACCAAACCAGGGAUGAUUUUGUCCGAGGCAUACUGGUCAAUGAAGAGAUACUUGGCAAUCAGAUCCACAUGCACGUCACCAGGGAUGGCUACGGUGUCCGCGUGUCCAACUUGCUCAUGUACGAUUCCGUGUCGUCGGACUUUGUGCGUCGAUGGUUCUACCCCCUCACGCCGGAGUCCAACUUCACGGACCAGGAGGGACGCAGCUGCACCUACUCUCGCCACAACGUCUACCGGGGAUCCGGGGUCAGCCUGGGCCACGGCAGCCAGAUGGUAGAAAACGUUCUCAUAGGCUGUGACACCAGCAUAGGUGCCAACUGCUGCAUCUCUAACAGCGUCAUCGGUGACAACUGCACCAUAGGUGACAAUGUAAUCCUGGACCACGCCUACAUCUGGAAUGACGUUCACAUCGCCAGUAAGGUGGAGAUCCGGCAGUCUGUGGUCUGCGACAAGGCCGAGGUCAAGGAGGGCGUGACCCUUAAUAAGCAGUGCGUCCUGGCAUAUAAUGUGGUGAUAGGACCAAACGUGUCUCUGCCAGAAGGGACCGUCGUGUCCAUGCACCAUCCAGACGAGGAAGAAGAGGAGGAUGCUGACGAGUUCCUCAGUGAUGAUGCUGAGGUCGGGCAAAGUGUGGAUAAAACCAAACAGAAAGUGUUUAACCCUGCGGAGGUCGGAGCAGAAGGCAAAGGUUACCUCUGGAAGGCCAGUGUCCUGGAUAACACGGACGAAGAGGAGCUGUCGCAGUGUCUCUGGGGUUUGGUGCUGAAUCCCGAUCCCGAGAGCGACAGCGAGAACAGCGAACCUGACGGCCCCGACGACCUCAUGAUUCCCUCCCCUGAGAUGGAUGACGUUAAAGUCUUCCAGCAGGAGGUGUUGGGGACUCUGCAGAGGGGUUUGGAGGAGAACAUCGGCUGCGAUAACCUGGUGCUGGAGAUCAACUCUCUGAAGUACGCCUACAACAUCAGUCUGAAGGAGGUGAUGCAGAUUUUAACCAGCGUGGUCCUGGAGUACCCUCUCCAGCAGCAGCCUCACCUCAACCUCACUCCUUCACAAUACGUCGCUCUGCUUCUCCCGCUGUUGAAGAAAUGGGCGCCGGUCUUCAAGAACUACGUGAAGAGAGCACAGGACCACCUAGACUGUCUAGCUGCCUUUGAGGAACAUUUUCUAGAGCAGGAGAGCCACUGGCCGGCUAUGGUCAAGGUCCUAAUGAACAUGUACGAGCUGGAGAUCCUGGAGGAGGAGAUGAUACUGCGCUGGUUCUCCCAGGGAGCAACAACGGAUAAAAGCAGACGGCUGCGCAAGAACCAGGGGCUUCAGAAGUUCAUCCAAUGGUUGGAAGAAGCUGAGGAGUCUUCAGAAGAGGACGGAGAAUAACAAGGAACACUUACUGACAGUUUAACUUAUAAACUUUUUUUUUUUUUAGCAUAAGCUGCUGUGUGACUGAAGGGAAUUGGGUUGAUAAUUUUUGCCCCCCAUGCAGCAGCCUCACUGACCAGCAGAAUCUGCUCUGUGCAGGUGAAGCAAACAUCCAUUUUCAUCACUGAGCUGAACCCGUGUGCUCUGAAUGCUUGUCAGAAUAAAGGACAACCUGUCAUCCUUA